This is a messenger RNA of Rotaria socialis, 2187 nucleotides long. Lineage: Eukaryota; Metazoa; Rotifera; Eurotatoria; Philodinida; Philodinidae. The record is from the annotation of a GenBank genome assembly.
AUGUCUGACGACAAUAAACAAGCAUUUAAUCUUGAAGAUGAUUCGGAUUUGAAUGGUGAUGAUAAUGAAGUAUUUCAUUCCGACGAAGAAAAUAACAAGAAAAAUCAAGAUAAUCAAUGGAUUGAUGAAUUACGUUUAGCACUUAAAGGUGGAUGUGAUUUAGGAUCGAUACGAUCUAUUGGAAAAUGCCGCCCAUUAACGGAUGAUUUACGUUUAUCAGUUUGGAAAACUUGCCUUAAUAUCAAUGAUAUCAAUGAAUAUGAUUAUGUUGAUAGUGAUGUAUUUGAUUUACCGGAACAGAAUCUAAUACGUGAAGACGUUUUACGUUUAGUGCGUUCCCUUAAAAUAAAUGAAGAUAUUGAAGCAUCAAGAUUGAGUGAUAUUGAAGCAGUUUUAACAUUCUAUUGCAAAAAAUAUAACGAAAAUUAUGAAAAAGACAAUGGAUGGAUUGAUAUGUUAAAACCAUUGGUGACGCUCGAUUAUAAAGAUCGAGCUGAACUCUAUGCAUUAUUUGCUAGUAUUCGUAAUCGAUAUAUUCCUUGUUUCUGCGAAACUGAUGGAAUGCCUUUCCAUUUAUUUCGAUUAUUAUUACUUUAUCACGAUCCAGAAUUAUGUAGUUUCUUUGAUACUAGAAAAAUUACACCCGAUUUAUAUGCACAUAUUUGGGUUCGAAGUUUAUAUGCUGGAACAUGUUCAUCAGAUGUAACACGUCAUCUAUGGGAUGGUUAUUUUCAGCAUGCAGAUCAAUUUUUUAUUUUUUUUCUUGCUCUAGUAUUGCUUAUGUUUGUGAAAGAACAAUUGUUCGAAAUGAUUGAUAAAGAAAAAGAUGAAGUCAUCAAUUUGAUAUCUAAAGCACCAGCGAAUUUAACUACUGAUGAUCUUGAAGAUUUCUGUUCAUUAGCAAAUCACUAUGCAUCCAAUACACCACAAUCAUUUAGAAAAGAAUUUUGUUCAUGUUUAUUCGAUGAAACAGACCGUACAACUUCUCAAAAAGCCUAUUCAGUUCAACAGGCAUUAUGUUUACCUGUUUCAGCUAAAGAAUUAUUACAAGCAAAUCAAUUAGGCGGAAAAGAAGGUGUCAAAUAUUUUAUUGUCGAUUGUCGACCAGCCGAACAAUAUAAUUCGAAACAUCUUUAUACAGCAUUUCAUCUUGAUGCGAAUCUUCUACUUGAAGAUCCAAAAGAAUUUGGUGGAACUGUUGAUGCUCUUCGUGCUACACAAAAACAUUCAAUUGAGGCUGGAGCAACAGCGGGCGGUGAUCAUUUAUGUUUUAUGGGUUCUGGUCGUGAUGAAGAAGACAAAUAUGUUCGCAUGGUUGUUGCUUAUUUUCUUCGACGAAACAUAAAAUAUAUUAGCAUUGCUUCUGGUGGUUAUCGAGUUCUUGCUAAAGCAAUUGAAGAUCCAUCUAUGAUAACUAAAGCUAAAUCAAAUACAGAUAAAAUUAAAAAACACGAAGAAACAUCUAUUGGAUUCGCAAUCAAACAGAAUAUAGCAGAAAAAUUGCCUGUUAUCAAUACACAAACAACUGCACUUUUCAGUAUGAUUUCAAGUGCUGUUAAAACUAAAUCGAUGGAAGUAAGAGAUAAAGUUAAAGAUUAUAUAACUCACAAUUCAUCAAGCGAAUCAGCUAAUUCUACAGCUAGCCAUGUUAGUAAAGAAGAUAAAGUUGGCAAGCUUUAUCGACAACCAAACCAAGCAUCUGUUUUUUCACUGGAUGAUGAUCAGGAACAAGAAGAUGAAAAAACAUUAUCGAAACAACAGGAUGCUCCUGAACUUGUUGAUGUUGAAUCAUGGUUUCUUCGUAGUGAUAUGUUAUAUAAAUAUGAAUGUGAACACAUUGAUGAACAUAAUCGAACACAUCCAAGUCUUCUAUUGGUAUCAUCAACACAUUUGUUUAUCUUGAGAAAAUUACCUGAACAUAAAACAAUGGCAAAUCUUGUAUCUCGUCGCCCAUUAGAAUCCAUUACAAAAAUAACCAGUAAGAAAAAUUUUCCUGAAAUCAUAACAUUUCGUUAUGCAACAAAUCAAGACGAACAAGAGAAAAAAGUUAAAGCGAAAACAAAACUUUCGAUAGACUGCGACAGAGUUUAUUUACCUGAUGCUGGUGAUGCAACAAAAAAUAUCAAAUUAUUAAUUGUAAAAUCAUUAAAUAUGUUUGAUAAUCCAAAUGAAAUCGGAUCAACUUGA